UUCCCACGUCCAAUCGAACAGCCCAAAUACGCCUGACUGGACACACCGCAAUUCCGAUAGUCUCAGAGAACAAACCAAGAAACAAGUCCUUAGACAGCUUCGACAAGGAACAUCCUAUACUUUAGAAUGUAAAGACGGAUUACAAACUUUUGACAAUCAUUUCAAUGGAACUUCACAUCACUUUGAAAUGAAGUUUCACCACUCGGUUACUGUAUUUUGAUUCAAAUGUCAGGAAUUUGAGCUUUUUGGGGAAAGGUUUUUUAUUGGGGAAAAUGGACUGAUAGAGAGGUUCGAUUGUUUUCAACCUAACGGAAUAAUGAUUUGCGCAUUUUGGAUUCGUUUUCCUUCUGCAAUUUAAACAAAAUAAACUUCAUUUUGCAUUAGCCUAAAGUAGGCAUAUUUGUUCUAAGUUUUAAUAUUACGCUCACGAGCCAUGGAACUAUCUCUCUAUAUUCCGUUUUUAACUUUUUUCAUCACUUUGAUUAAGGUUCAUAGUGAAGUGGUGGAGCCGUCAAAACACCCAGGCCUGCAGGUGUUGGCCACGGCCUCACACUAUUGGCCGCUGGAUGCUGUGGACGGGAUCCACGGACUGUGGGACCAAAUUGGAAACAGAACAGGUCAUGUUAAUGGAAGUAAUAUAACUCUCAGAAUCCACAACCACACUGUGCUCCCUUCCUCCCAUAACUCUUCUUCUGUGUAUACCAAUGACUCUGCCUACACUAACAUUUCUGCAACAGUAGACAUUGUUGAAGGUAUGGUCAAUAAAGGCAUCUAUCUGAAUGGAGACACAGGAGGCACUUUCCUCCAUUUUGGAAACUACCAGAACACAUGUAUUAGUGACCCUGCUCUGUGCGGUCCCGAGGGGAUCACGUUUUCAUUCUUCUGGAAAAACCACGAGAUGGAGUCCCGUUUUGCCAUCGCCUCCGGGGGUAAAGUGAUCUCCAACGGCUUCUCUGUGUUUGCCAACUCCUACGGAGGAUACGUUGAAUUCUACACCAGAAGCAACUUCAAGAAAUGGAGGGCCAACAUUAAUAUUCCAGGCCCGUUCUGGACCCACGUCCUCUUCACCUGGACCAUGCAGGACGGCCUGAACAUUUACAUCAACGGCACGUUCAACAUCAGUGACCCUAAGGGCAGCGUAGAUAAAAACUAUGGCGACCAGUACCACAACCUGGUCAUAGGAACAGGCAACAGCCAGAAGUAUGGCCACUACGUUACAGGGGCAUUUGAUGAGUUCAUCAUCUGGGAAAGAGCCCUCUUGCCUGAAGAGGUGUCCAUGUAUUACAAAGCUGCCAUAGGUGAAGCCUUUGUACACCCCACAUCUCCCAGCAUCCCUCAAGAAGUCUCCUCCCCAGCACAAACAACUAUGGCCCCAGAUGUCACCAGGCCUGCCACCACCAUGCAGAGCAGAGAGCCCCCCAGCUCCCCAGAGCCGGAGCCAGAGCCCCUGCCCAUGCUGGGCUUCCUGGAGACACUGCCCUUCAGUCUGCCCAACAAGACCAUGCUCCUGGGCACUGCCGACAACCUCACCCGGGCUUUCCUGAGGAGUGUGGAGGAAGUGAUGUCGUCCCCAGACGUUCCAGAGCAGCAGUCCACCCGUUUCGUGAGCGGCCUGAUUGAGACCGUGGACAAAGUGAUGGGCCACAUGGUCUCCAACCUGGAGCACAGGCCCUCUCCGGUCUCGCUGGGCGGAAAGUCCUUCGUGGCAGACUACUCGCUGAUGAAGUUCCCCCAGAACUACAACCUGCCUCACUACCGCUUCCCCACGCAGGGGAAGAACUACAUCUCUGUGCCGGGGGAGGCCUUCGCCAUGCAGUCCCAGACCACUAUUGUCGGCCUCUUCUACCACAACAUGCACAGCUACUACAAAGGGAUCAAUCCUCUCACAACCAGGAUCAACGAGGCAUCUGAUUUCAAGGAUCACAAGAUCCAGGUGGCCAGUUUCCUCAUCUCCCUGAAGGUGGAGCCGUCGCCCGCCCUGGCGGUCAACCUGUCUGGUGCACCGCUCAUCAAGAUCGUCCUCACGCACGUGCUGAGCAAAGAUCAGCAAGAUCAGGCCUUAAACCAGAGCAAUCAAGUCUUCCUAUACUGUGCCUUCCUGGACUACAGUUCAAAGGAAGGUGUGUGGUCCAAUGAGGGCUGCGUGCGCUCGGCAGGAAACACGACCUACUCCGUGUGCCUGUGCAACCACCUCACCAACUUUGCCAUCCUCAUGCAGGUGGUGCCCAUCAAGCUCACCAGUGCCCACCAGGUGGCGUUGUCCGUGAUUGGUUACACUGGGUGCUCCAUCUCCAUCUUCUGUCUGACCAUCACACUCGUGACUUUCGCUAUCCUGUCGUCAGUCAGCACCAUCAGGAACCAGCGCUACCAUAUCCACGCCAACCUGUCCUGCGCCAUCCUGCUGGCUGAGAUCCUGCUGCUCAUCAGCGCUCGCUUUGAGCCGGGCACGCUGCCCUGUAAGGUGAUGGCUGUUCUCUUGCACUUCUUCUUCCUGAGUGCGUUUGCCUGGAUGCUGGUGGAGGGCCUGCACCUCUACAGCAUGGUCAUCAAGGUGUUUGGUUCCGAGGGAAGCAAGCACUUCUACUACUACGGGAUUGGCUGGGGCUCUCCACUGGUGAUCUGUGUGGUCUCCAUGACGUCAGCCCUAGACAGCUAUGGAGAGGUUGAUAACUGCUGGUUGUCCUUGAAGAAUGGAGCCAUCUGGGCUUUUGUUGCACCUGCACUGUUUGUCAUAGUGGUGAAUAUUGGCAUUCUAAUAUCUGUGACCAGGAUCAUUUCUCGGAUCAGUGCAGAGAACUACAAGGUUCAUGGAGAUGCCAAUGCAGUCAAGCUGACUGCCAAGGCAGUGGCCGUCCUUCUACCUAUUCUGGGCAUCUCCUGGAUCUUCGGAGUUCUGUCAUUCAACACGCACUCGCUGUUGUUCCUCUAUAUGUUUGCUGUGUUCAACUCAUUACAGGGCUUCUUUGUCUUCUUGUUUCAUUGUCUUCUGAACUCUGAGGUCAGAGCUGCCUUCAAACAUAAAACCAAGGUGUGGUCUCUGACCAGCAGCUCCAUCCGCAACAUCAACGUGAAACCCUUCAACUCUGACAUUAUGAAUGGCAACAAGGAAGGAUUGUCUCCCACCAAGAUGAACACCUGGGACAAGAGUAGCAACUCAGCCAAUCGCAUGGACCUCUCCGCUGUUUAGAACACAACGACAUCACUUCUUGGUAACAGAGUAGUAGAUGUAGGAUGCGUCUCCUGACUACACCAGUGUUCAUCAACAAACAGCCAACUGAGGGGUUGGUGGUUGUUUAUGUGAUAUUCCAGCCAUAGUCACUGAAUGAUGUGCCAUGUGCCUCCCCACCCACAACGACAGUGAGGGCUUUGAGGGGAAUCUCGUUUUGAUCUAAAGCUAUAUAAAAAAAAAAUCAACAUAUCUUUAAGACAAACAGACCCAAGAGACUGUGCCUUAUUAUGUGUUACCAUAAAUAUGUACGACCCUACAGCUAGACCUGGGAUGUCUGAAGAGGACAAGGGAUGUUUUUACCGAUGGGUAAUUAUCGUUCAGGGUCUAAGAUAUAUCAUUUGUUCGUCAGCAAUGACAAUGACUCGUACGAAAAACACAAAAGCAUACUUAAAAUCAAUUAUUUUUUUAUGUGACUAUUGUAGUUGUCUUCACGAUUUGGCCAGAGAGUGUAAAAUGUUUCUGUUGAUUUUGUUUUGUCUUAUUUUUUUGUUUAUUUUUGGACAUUUGCCUUUGCUUUGACAUGUACUGAGAGAGAGAGAG
This is a messenger RNA of Osmerus eperlanus (European smelt), 3769 nucleotides long. RefSeq names its product adhesion G protein-coupled receptor D1 (gene adgrd1). Gene Ontology annotation, biological process: adenylate cyclase-activating G protein-coupled receptor signaling pathway; cell surface receptor signaling pathway. Gene Ontology annotation, cellular component: plasma membrane. Lineage: Eukaryota; Metazoa; Chordata; Actinopteri; Osmeriformes; Osmeridae. The record is from RefSeq and is a predicted model, not a curated record. Bases 434 to 3187 code for a protein of 917 amino acids. Gene Ontology annotation, molecular function: G protein-coupled receptor activity. The transcript has 26 exons.